AGUCUCGCAGUCGUUGACCGCAUUUCCGGUUGCCGUUAGCUCGAAGUGCUUGUCAAAUUGGGUGGUUCAUUCUUUAAAGAGGUGUUCUGCCUGUACUAUUAUGGGAAAUAAAAAUAGUAGCAAGCUAAAGCCAGAAGACUUGGAAGAUUUAAGACGGCAUACGGAAUUUUCAGAUGAAGAAAUAAAGGAAUGGUAUAAGGGCUUUUUAAAGGAUUGUCCCAGUGGAACAUUAACUGUUAGCGAGUUUAAAAAAAUCUAUGGGAACUUUUUUCCAUAUGGGGAUGCAUCAAAAUUUGCUGAACAUGUCUUUCGAACGUUUGAUACUAACGGAGACGGUACAAUAGACUUCCGUGAAUUUAUAUGCGCUCUGAGUAUCACUUCUAGAGGAAAGCUGGAUGAAAAAUUACGAUGGGCUUUUAACAUGUAUGAUCUGGACGGUAAUGGAUAUAUUUCUCGGCAGGAAAUGCUUGAAAUCGUAACGGCUAUAUACAAAAUGGUCGGAUCGGUAAUGAAAAUGCCCGAAGAUGAGAGUACUCCAGAAAAGAGAACGGAUAAAAUAUUCCGUCAAAUGGAUAAGAAUGAAGACGGAAAACUCUCCCUCGAAGAAUUCAUUGAAGGCGCUAAAAGUGACCCAUCAAUUGUUCGACUGCUACAAUGCGAUCCUGGUUCGGUAGGCGGAACUGCUGCUUAAAGACGCCUUCGAACUGGCGUAUUCAGUAUUCGAAUAAUUUAAAGAAUUUUUUACUUGAACUUUUUUAUUUCUUCUCCUUUCGCCGUAGACGAAAUCAAGAUAAACUGUAAGGAUGUGCUAAUGAUUGUGUAGUUUGAGCAACAGAUCCAUGGUCAUAAACACGUAGUUGCCAAUGAUAAUUAGCAACCUACCUUCUAUUGCAGUUCUCAGCCGCCGAAGUACAUUCCGAUAGUUCUUGUAAAUAAUUUUCCUCUUUUAUUAUUUACCCAUUCAAAUAUAUUUACUACUUUUGUCAAUCUAUUUAAAAACAAGACCCAUAUGACAGGUUUAAAUCUUUCUUCAUGUCGUACAUUUUCAGAAUUGGCACAUCGUUAAGAGGUUCAGAUCAAAAUUUGAAUAACAAAUUGAAUUUACAAUUACUAUACUUUAAACUAAUAAAUUUUCAUCUUAUUCGGAAUCGGUAAUAGGAACGUUGGUAUUCUUUGUCUAUUUAAAAAAUAUUCUGCUGCAAAAGUUAGACCUGCAACAGAAUAUUUGAAGUGUUUUUUAAUGAAUUUUUCUAUUCAAAUCUAAUUUAUAUUAUAACUUGUGAGUCUAAAAAUAUAGCAAACCUUAAAGUGAUGAAUGACUAAUAUCUUCAGUUAAAAUAAAGAAAUUACAUAUUAAAAGUAGUUGUUAAUGUCUUUAUUACAUUGUGUCUCCCUGUCCAACUGUCUCCACUACAAAUGCAUCAGGAACAAUUAAUUGUGUAAGGGUACAGCAAAUUUGCGAAAUUGGAGAUUGUAAGGUAUUUUUAAACGAAAAGUUUGAUUAAGGAAAUUCAAAUAUUUGCACCGGUUAGUUUUCAAUUCGUAAAGCAUAACUCUCGGAGAAAGACAUCAGUAACUUACGAUAAAGUGUAAUACAAAUAAUUAAAAGAAGCAGCAAACAGCGUGACUGAUUCUGAUUGGCUCCUUAAAAAUGAUUUCUUUUACGAGUUUGCGCGAAAGAGAACUAAAAUUCUUUUACAUGUAUACUAUAUGAUGCAAAAAGGUAUCAGAAUUUACAGCCAAUCGCAAUCAAGCAAUUUCCGCCUUCAAUUCAAAAGCAAUUUAGUGCUCUUAAAGUACAGUGUUUGUUAAGUAUGAAACUGGACGUAUUACAAAAACAAAAGUCUUUUACAAUAGACGCCAUAAUCGGAAAAGAUAAUGAAACUGUUGAAAAAAGAAACGAGCCUGUUUCGUCUGCCUCAGCUCAAACAGCCUCCCCAGUGUUUCCAUCAUACUAUUCAGCGAAUCUUAGAAGAAGUCUGGCUGUUAAUAGUAUAGAAAUAAUGAGAACAUUAUCAAGCGACCGAAAUCUUUUUUCUGGCUCAUGGCUCAUACCUCCAACAACUUACCCACUCUCGCAGUUUGCUCUUGGUAAUAUUCAACAAAAAUUAGCAGUGCAAGAUUUGAAUUUUUUGCAACCUUACCGAAAACCGAAAAGAAUACGAACAGCAUUUAGUCCGUCUCAACUACUGCAAUUGGAACAUGCCUUCGAAAAAAACCACUAUGUCGUGGGACAAGAAAGAAAGCAGCUGGCGUCCAAUCUAUGUUUAACCGAAACUCAGGUACAAUUAUAAAAAAGAAAUGUAUGAUAUUUUCGGCUAACUAGGUAAUAGGUUAAAAGUAAUGGAACGAUUUACUUUAGGUUAAAGUUUGGUUUCAAAAUCGGCGAACGAAAUACAAACGCACGAAAGAAGACAUACUUUGUGAUGCUAAAACUGUGGACAACGAUAUGUGCGAGUCAGAUUAGCGUUACUUUUUAUUUUGUUUUUGCAAUGUAUAUAUUAAUACAUAAAAGAGAAAUUUUAAAAAUAAACCAAAAAGUAAUUAGGAUUGAU
This is a messenger RNA of Dimorphilus gyrociliatus, 2555 nucleotides long. The record is from the annotation of a GenBank genome assembly. Lineage: Eukaryota; Metazoa; Annelida; Polychaeta; Dinophilidae.